This is a messenger RNA of Priapulus caudatus, 6159 nucleotides long. RefSeq names its product adenylate kinase 9-like. Bases 331 to 5280 code for a protein of 1649 amino acids. Gene Ontology annotation, biological process: AMP phosphorylation. Gene Ontology annotation, molecular function: ATP binding; AMP kinase activity; nucleoside diphosphate kinase activity. Gene Ontology annotation, cellular component: cytoplasm. The transcript is spliced from 31 exons. Lineage: Eukaryota; Metazoa; Priapulida; Priapulimorpha; Priapulimorphida; Priapulidae. The record is from RefSeq and is a predicted model, not a curated record.
UAGAAACUCGUAAACUGUAGUGUAAAGUGUUAUUGCCGUGGUGUUUGAUAUUUGUGUCACACAAAUUGUGUGUGUGUGUUUCUAAUUUGACUUACGCUAAGAAUAACUUGUCGUGUACUAUGAGCCGCAUACGACUGUGAUUGUGAAUAUAAGACUUGCCGUAGUAGGGCUAGGCUAACGUUUUUUACGGCUACGGCUACGGCUAGCGCUUUUUAGGCUAACGCUAUACGGUAGUUUUAUUCGUGUUGGGUGACACCGUGACGGUGUCGCCUGUCGUGUCGGUGAUGCCAUCAUCAUUGCCAUUGCUAGUCAUCUCUGGAUUAAUUAAGAAUGUCUUAUAACGAAGAUCAGGUUGAGUUGGAAUUUUUAAAGUCGAAGCCAGCAUGUUUUGUGGUUUGGGGAAAACCAUGUGUUGGCAAAACAACUCUUGCUACAUGGCUCUGCAAGGACUGGAACUGUAUUCUAAUCAAUUGCACAGAACUAUUAGAAGAGGCAAUAAAAAAAAGCACAGACAAAGGCAAAGAAUUGAAGAAGUUGUUGACGAGCGGUGACAUGACAACAGAUAGCGUGGUAUUCGACCUUCUGAAUGAAAAGAUUAAAUCGCCAGAGGUCAGACAUUAUGGUUAUACGUUGGAUAGUUUCCCAGUAGUAGGCACAAAAUAUAUGUCAGUUGAGAAACAACUGGAUAUGAUAUGGUCCUGGGAUUUAAAGCCAGAUGUCAUCAUAAAUCUGAGGAUACCUGACAGAGACUUGGAGAAACGAAGGUCUGAUCAAAGGGUUGACUUUCUCACCAAUAAUCUUUACACCAGGAGUAUGUACUUACCCGAUGUCAUCAAAACCGAAAAAAUAGAGACAGAAAAGGAAGAUGAAGAAGAGGCCAUGGAAGAGAACGUUGAACUGGAGGUUGUUGAGGUGUUAGAUGAAACUAUAGUGAGCCCUGAUGUUGUUCGCCGUCUGGUGAAACGACCAGAGGAUGUCAAUGACGUCCUUACUGCAGAUAUUCAACUGUUCAGAGCUCACCAGCUCAUACAGUUGGAGAAUUAUAUUGAGAAACACGACCAGCAGUAUGUCAUUGAGCUGGAUGCAAACCACGCAGUGGAUGAUGUAUACAUGAACAUGUUGGAGAGAUUAGCAGUGCUGCCAAUCCAGCGUGCGAUUGCACCAAAGCGGCUUAUGGCGGUGGAUGAUGAUAGCCUUGAAGGAGCAGAAUUGGAUGAGAUAAUGAGAGCCUUAGCAGGAAAAAACAUGGUGGCGCCUAAGUGGCGGUGGAGGCGCUCUAAGUGGCAAAACCUUUGUCCAGUGGCACUCUAUGAAGGCAAUAUGGUGGAAGGAAGACCUCAGUUUGCAGUCAGUUUUCUAGACAAGAUGUAUAUGUUGUCUUCGAAAGAAGCUGUGGAAAGAUUCACAGAGAACCCUCGGUACUAUCUCCUGCCACCAAACCCACGCAUACCAUGCAAGAUCUGUGUGCUGGGUCCACCGCUUUCUGGCAAAUCUACUUUAUGUGAGAAGCUGGCUCAACACUAUGAUGCUGUGGUAAUUUGUGCAAAGGAGCAUGAAAGCCAAUAUCUGGAAGAGAAGAAGAUUGAGAUCAUUAAUCAGGCAAAACGCCAUGCAGCCGAGAUUACAAUAACCUCAAUUGUAGACAAAAUGGCAGAAGAAGCCUAUGCAGGAGGCGCUGAUGAUAAGACGGGUGGUUCUAGCACCGUGGACGAGACCCACCCAGAUGUCGCAGCGGCGAUGGAGGCGGCGGCUGCUGAGGCCAGCAAACAGGAAGUGACCCUCACUCCUGAACUCCACGUUGAGAUGCUGCAGAGGCUGAUUGUAGCUGCUGAGAAGAAGUCAGCAUCCGAAAGAGAAGAUGGGAAAAGGCAAGGUGGUUUUAUACUGGAUGGAUGGCCAAGUUCUCAUGACCAGUGGGUAGUGAUGGUUGACAGGGGGAUGCUAGUAGAUGACAUGAUUGUCCUGACGGAUGCCGGACAAGGAUUGCCAACGCUGUUACGUCGGUGGCAUGAGACUACAGCAGGGAAAACUGCUGAGGGCACUGAGACUGAAAACUUCAAAAUGAGAGCUCAGGAAGAGCAGGCAAAGCUGGAGAACAUUGUGUCUCUGGUCACUGGAAACACAAGUCUAGAAACAAAGACUGUUGACAUCACUAACAACUCGGUGGAAGAAAUUCUCCGUGAAGUCAUUUCGAAGAUAGAAGGACGUUUCAAGUAUCAAGCGUGGGAGUAUUCACCAUUAGACCAGGAGGAAGAUGAUGAAGACAUAGGACAACUUAUGGAGGAGUAUUUUGAGCAGGCAGAAAAUGGUGUUACACAACUGGAAGACCCAGAGACAUAUAAGAGCAGGUUAAUUGCACUGGGUGAUACGAACCGUUACUGCCCAGUGGCUCUGACUGAGAAGAACGUGCUCUAUCCAGGAAACCCAGAGCUGUCAGCAAAGUUUAGAGAGAAAACUUACUUUUUCUCUACGGAGGAUGCUAAGGGAAAGUUCCUGCUGUCACCGUCUGCAUUUAUGCCUGAUAGUGAUCCUCCAAAGCCUCCCCCUCUUCGACUGUUCAUGUUGGGCCCACGGGGAGCUGGAAAAACGACAAUCGGCCGGCUUCUGGCCCAAAAACUAGGCGUUUUUCACAUCAAAUUCAGAGAGAAGUUGCAGGAGCUGAUUAUCCAUAAAACACAGCAUCCAGUUGUACCAGCAGAGUUCGAGGAAGAUAAAGAAUUUGAAAGUGAGGAUGGGAAAGAAGAUGUGGAGGCUGCUGAGGAUGAAGAACAGGACCCUAAAAAGAAGUAUGGCUUUACAGAAGAAGAAGAGAACAUCUUUUCUUUUUUAAAAGAUGGGGAAGCUCUAGCACCAGAAACUCUUGCCAGAAUACUACCUGACCUGUGGCAGAAAGAACCUUACAUGUCACAUGGCUUCAUACUUGAAGACUUUCCUCGAACACCUGAGGACACUCACUUUCUGGCCAGCAGUGGCUUCUUUCCAGAUGCUGCCAUCCUCUUGAACUUGGAGGAUUCAGCUGUAAUCUCCAGACUACUGCCGGAAAGGUUAAAUAAGUGGAAGGCAAGAAGAGAUGCCAGACAUCAACGAAAAAGAGAAGCAAAAGAGAACAUGGACAGGGAGAGAACGAUUCAGAUGAAUGCAAGAAGGAUGGAGCUGGAAGCAGAGCGUGCUGAGGCUGCAGUGAAGACGGGCGAUAGCGGCUCGGCAGGCGAGGAGGACGAGGAUGAGGCCGGCACAUCCAAGCCCAGCAUCGAUGACAUACUGCAAGAAGAGUUUCCCGAACCAGAAGCAGAUGCAGGAGAUGAUGAUGAGACAGAGACGGAAGCCAGAGAGAGGAUGCAAGGAGAGCUUGGCCACACAUAUGAGAGUGAUGUUGGCAGAAUCGAGUCAGUUAAGGAAACGCUUGCCGAGUUUCUCAUCCCUUGCAUGGAGGUAGAGGCUAGUAGGAGGCCAAGCAUCGUUCAGUGUGUGCUUGAGAGGCAAACUAAGUACAUGGUUGACUUCAGAGACAGCAUCUUUGAGCGUGUCUACCCUGUCACGCAUCAAGUGGCUAAUGCACUUCUGGGUACUGGGCACAAGGUCCUCAGCAAAUUUGGGAAGUUUUGUCCUGUGAAGCUUCAGGAAGGUGAUGUGUUCCCACCACAACCAUCAGUGUACCCAGCUGUAUACAGGCAGCAUGUGUACUGGUUGUCCACGCAACGUGCACGAGAUAGGUUCAUCAGUCAUCCAUUUGGGUUCCUAAACUGUACCCCUCCUGCACACAUGGUACCUAUACACAUGGCGGUUGUUGGACCGCCAAAGUCUGGAAAGACGAAUGUCGCCAGGAAAUUUGCAGAGGAAUAUGGAUUAGUACGAGUGUCUGUGGGAGAUGCAAUGAGGCAUGUCUUAGAGGUGCUACCCAAGUCAGAUCUGGCCAUCAAUUUGAGGGAGCAUCUGUGCCAGGGAUUGACAGCACCAGACGAAUUAGCUGUGCAGGCUCUUGAGGUGAUGCUUACGGGUUCCCGCUGCCAAAGCCACGGCUGGAUACUGGAUGGUUAUCCACUCACGCACCAGCAGAUAGGCUUGUUGACCGAGCGCAGCAUCAUUCCAGUGAAGGUGCUAGCGUUGAUGGUGGAGCCCAGGGAAGCAAUGGCACGUGGUGCGAAGGACAGGAAUUCUGCCAACAGGAUGCUGCCACUGCAUGACAGCGCGAAAAUUCUCGCUAUGCGCAUCGUGGAGUCACAAAAGCAGCUGUCUAGUGUGCAGAGUUGGUAUCAGGAGGAGCAUAAUAACUGGGAAGCCAUUGAUGGGGAACGAUCCAAAUGGUGGGUGUGGAGACAUGCUGUCGAAUUGGCGCAAAGUUCAGUAAAGCAGCUAGAAGAUUACCUGCAUCUGACUGGAAAAGGUUGCUCAGCAUCCAUAUCAGGAAUGUGUAUACGACCAAAAGAGUUUAAACAGAAGCUUGGAGAAUUUCAGUAUUACUGUCCAGUGAGCCUGGCAGAGGAUGGGCAACUCAUCGAUUGUUCAGCAAAUGAUGGACUGAGGUUUGCAGCCGAGUACAAAGGCAGGUACUACAAGAUGGCUUCAGCAGAGAAGUUGCAGCAGUUUCUCGCAGAUCCGGAGAGAUUUGUGCCGCCAUCUACAUCCCGAACCCUCCCACCUGCACACCUUCUUCCUCAGAGGAAAAGUUUAGUUGAUGUAAAGCAGAUGUUCCCAAAGCAAGCUGACCUGCAAGGCUUCUGUCCUGUGACCUAUAUUGACGGAAACCUCAAAUACGAAGCUCUGGUUCCUGGUUCCCAAGACCUAGCCGUAACAUAUGAUGACAAACUUUUCCUAUUCACAUCAGAGCAAUGUUUGGAAAAGUUUUUAAGGCUGCCAGAGAGAUAUUCAUCAGCAGUUCUUCCACAUAAGUUGCCACCUCUGAAGCAACCACUGGUUGUCACUGGUCUACCCAUGCUGGGAUACCUGGAGCAGUGUGUGUCACAUGCAAUCAUCAAGGCAUUGACUGCAGUUGGCACCUUCAAACCAAAGUUCCCAUUUCAAGAUCCUACAGUGUCAGCUUUAAUAUAUGUUGCUUAUCAUCUAAAAGCAUUCAACCCAAAAAAUUCAGACUAUGUGAAACAGAAGUAUAGGCAUCUCUUACAGAAGUACGAGGACCAGUGCAACCUUAUUGGCUAUCUUGGGCAACACAUGACAAUCCAAUACCAAUGCCCAAGGGAACGAGAAAUAGAAUUUGACUAUAAAAUGGAGAACUUUUUAAUGCUAAAAGACAGACUGCAUGUGCAACGUGUGGUAGAAUAAAGUUAGUCUGUCUAUCAAAUAUACUGCAAUAUCAGAUGGGUUAUUGCACAAAACAGAAGAAAUGUUGUACUGUGUUUACAGUUGAUACUAUUUACAUAUUAAUGAAAAAUAUUACCCUUCCUUUUUUUACUCUAUUUAAAGUAAAAAUGACAUUAAUUUUAAGCUUGAAUUGUAUUAAAUGUCAUAUUGCAUAACUGUUUUGGCUACCACUUCUCAAUUUAUCAUAUACCACACAUGCAGCUGUCAUUGUAACAAAUGCCCUGUAUCUAUGUUUAAUAAUUAGUCAAUGACACUUUAGUAUUUUACACGUGUUAAUACCAUUUAUUACCUGUAAAACUUGGUUACAAAAAUUCUAUGUAAUCCUAUUGUUACUUCUUGGUUACUUACAAUCAGUAUUUCUUCAUUAACUAUUGAUUAUUCACAUCUUGUUCUUAGAUAAACUAAGUCGCUGUGUAGAUAACACGAGGAUAUAUGCGAAACUGAAGACAUAUUUCAAAACCUUUCUUUGACAUGUACACUCAUUGAAAUGCAUUGCACAUAUUUCAUUGUGUACUAUAGCACUCCCAAGUGAGAGUAAAAAUGCAAGUAACAAAACAAAGUUUAGACACAGGUUCCACUUGUACUUUAUGUGUGAGAGAACUAUGUCAACAAUAUGCAAAAUCUAAUACUUGGCUGGGCAGCUUUAUAUGACAGAACCAUAAUACUUUCAGAACAGCAGUAAGCUAUGGUUCCACAUGCUGCCUAGUGUUAAGUUUUAAUAUUCUCUCACAUUCUAUUUGUUGUUAUAGCUAAAGAGUAUGUUACCCUUAAUAAAGGAAUUUUGUAUUUGCCAAAACCCAAGUGACCUAGCACAAAUCACAAUAAAAACAAAAAAACAAA